GCAGAACUAGCCCUCCCGAAAAACCAGUUUGUCAGCUGCUGCUCAAAAAUCAGUUUCCCUCUAAGACAUGCUGUGACAACAUGCCCACAACAACGUUUAAGUCUGCUGAUCAACAGGAACAGGUUUCCAUUAUGGGGGAGACAGGAGUAGAUGAUCCCAGCCUCGUUGAUCAAGAACUUCGGGAUAUGGAUGAAGAUCGCUUAUGGGAGAUGGUGGAGGGCCAUCGUUACAGAAUUGUGAGGGGCGUCUCCCCCAGUCGUCUUACCCCCUAUUUACGGCAGGCCAAAGUGCUGGGUCAAUUGGAUGAGGAAGAAAUCUUGCACAGCCCCCAGUUCACAAAUAGAGCCAUGAGAGUCGGCCACAUGCUGGAUCUCUUGAAAUCCCGUGGGAAAAAUGGGGCUCUUGCUUUUCUGGAAAGCUUGAAACUUCACAAUCCUGAUAUUUAUGUGCUCAUUACUGGUUUGGAGCCUUCCAUAGACCACAACAAUUUUAGCGAUCUGAUUGAAAGUUCCCAGUUGACAGAAUGCUUGGCCAAAGCAGUUAGCAGCCUGCAAGAGGAGCUAAGCCAGGAGAAACGCCAGAAGGUGUCCCUGCUUCAACACUGCCGCAGACUCAAGGAAAACACUGCCCAGCUGGAAGCUGAGGCUGAAAGCCUGCGGGGCAUUGAAACGGAGUGUAACCGGAUGAAGAGGGAACUCAGUGCUCACUUCCAUGAGGCCCUCAAGCUUAAAGAUGAACUUUAUGGGCUCUCUUUGCGCUACAGCAGUGCCCUUCAAGAGAAGGACCUGGCUAUUACCCGCUCCCGGAGCUUGCAGGAAGAGCUCUACCUGAUGAAGCAAGAACUGCAGCGAGCCCAAGUGUCAUCGUGCCAUCAACGGGAAAGAUCCUCAAGAAUUUCUGGGGAUACGCAGAUGCAGACAGAUGAGCUCUUAAAACUGACAGAAGAGAACGAACAUCUCAAGUCACUGUUGGAGCUGGAAACCUUCAGUGUGGUGCAGAAAGAUAUUCUAGAGCAAAACCUUGAUGAUGCUCUGGAGGGCAAACAGGAAUUGCUAAAUCGACUUCACUCACUGAGAGAGCAAGCAGCCCUUGCUGAGAAUCAGCGAAAACAGUGUUGGGAAGAAAAGGAAAACACUUUAAUUGAAUGUCAAAAGAUGAAGGUGGACUGUGAGAUCUACAAGGAGCAAAUCAGUGCCCUUCAGGCUCAAAUAUCUGAUCUACAGAAAGAAAGAGAUCAGGCCUACAAUGCCAGGGACACUGCUCAGCUGGAAAUUUCCCAAAGCCUCCUGGAGAAAGAUUCUCUUCGCCGUAAAGUCUUUGAGCUCACAAAUGAAAUUUGUGAAGUCAGGAAAAAAGCCAGCAUGGGAGAUUCGGUGCUUACUCAGGUACCAAGGAGUGGGCAUCUCAUCACUGAAUCCAAGGACCAUUGUCCAAAGAAAAAGCAGCCCCUAGUACGAAUGCAUGCCAUCUGUCCUCGGGAGGACAGUCAGGACAGCUUGAUGAGCAUAUCAGAGGUGUGCAUUUCAAUCCUCCAUCCAUCUCACACCUUUGCAUCCUCUUUAAGUUCAAGAUCAUGGUCUUGGUCAAGUCAUGAUCAAAUGGACAGUUUCCGAUCAUGCAGCCCAAUCCCACCUUGUAAACUUUCUCUACAGAGAAGAGCCAUGCAAGAUAGCUCGCUUUCUUGGAGUUCUCAGGAGUUCCUGGACGAGGAAUUUUCUGUCACCUCAGCUGAAGAAAAAGGGAGGGAUCCCUCUUUUGAAUACGACAUGGGGAGAGACGAUGGCUCUUCCCUCUGGCUCCACGUAGACCCUUGCAUCUCUGAGAGUGUACCCAUGCGCCGCCGACUUGCACAGCGCUUCCCAAGCCGUAUCACAACUAUUGCCUUCCAAGCCAAUGCCUUAUUGGAGCAGAUCAGCAUCAUUGGGGGCAACCAGACUGGCAUCUUCAUUCAUCGAGUCACUCCUGGAUCCAUUGCUGAUGAAAUGUCUUUGUCACCAGGCCAGCAGAUUGUGCUGGUGGAUUAUGGAGUCAUGGAACCAGGUUUCAAAGCUGUCCUAGAAGAUGCAACUCUUGAGGAGGCUCUUUGGGUCCUGGAAAAAGUGAAUGGAUUUUGUUGCUUGUCUGUGAAGCACAACAUGGAGGGUUAUAAGAAACUAUUGACUGACCUGAACUCCAAGCUGGUGACAUCUGGUGAUUCCUUCUAUAUCCGAUCCAACCUAUGCCUUGAGAAACAAGAUCCUGGGGAACUCUCAGUUGAAUGCCAUGACAUUCUGCAUGUCACUGACACUGUAUAUCAAGGCCAGACUAAGUGGAGUGCUUGCCAGGUGAAUCCUUAUACAAUAAAAGACAUGGAUGCUGGUACCAUCCCCAACUACUUCCAGGCACAACAGCAACUCAUUGCCCUCAUUCAAGAAUUGGCCCAAAAGAACAUGGUUUCCCGGAAGAAUUCCAGUUUUCAACGCAAAUUGGUCCGUAUUGUGAGUACAAGUAACAGGAUCAAUCCACUUUGGUCCACUAUGGAAUGUAGUUUCUCAGAUUCAAACAAGCCAAAAGUGAGUCCCAGGAAUUGUGUCAGUCUGAUGCCAUACACUUUUGUCAGGCAUUACAGACCUGGGCAGCCACGUCCAGUACUUGUGGUGCCGGCACUUUUGAGGAAGAUCCUGGCUGACAAGCUAUGCCUUUCCAGGGAAUUUGAAAAAUGUCCCUCAGACACUCAGAACACAGAAUCCUCCCAUGAAAACAAAGAGUUGAAUGGCAGCUCUUGUAUUCCUCGACAGGAUCUGGAACAGUUAAUGCAAAAGGAUGUGCAUGCCUGGAUGGAUCUGGGCCUGGAGAGUGUGCAAGAACUUCUAGCAAUGGACAUUUAUCCCAUCAUUAUUCUCAUCACCAUUGGUGAGAAGAAUUCUAAGAAAAUCAAGAAAGCUCUUCAGCGCCUUGGAGCAACCGAGGACCAACUUUUGGAGAGUGCCCGGAAAGAUGAGGCCCAGCUGGAGACAGUGUCCUGUCUUUAUCGCACCAUUGCUCCCGAUGCCUGGGGUGACCUUGAUGCUCUCAACAGCUGUGUCCGUGUGGCUGUCGCUGAUGAGCAGAAGAAGGUAGUGUGGGUGGAACAAGUGCCUCACCGACCUUUUUAGACCAAUGGAUGGGACUUAAGGCAAUUGUUUCACCUGAGCCUAGGAAAAAUUGAAUGUGCUACUGUUUGUUCUGGCAGGAAAUAGAACAUAUUCCAAGCCUAUCAGCUGCAUACUUACCAUUCAGAGAGUUACCAUUUAUUUUCUCAUGGUCUCCAUCCUUCCUCACCCAACCUCUUUGAAACUGAUUUUAUCUUCCCUCACCAUCCCUUUGAAUUUCUGACAACACAUCAAUCAUAUGCUGGCUAAACAUGGAGAGUACCACAAGCUGUUUUAUGUGGGAUGUAUACGCAGAGGUUUGCUAUAAUGAUAUUUUUAAACUCUUGGGUGGAGUUGGUACUCAAAUCAGAAAUGCUUGGAGACUGGACUGAACCAUGUGGAGCACACAGUUCCUUAUAAGCACGAGCAUACGGUAUAUUGAAUGUUGAGCAUGAAACUAAUGGAUGCAUUUCAUUUUUUUAAAAUAAAAGAAUUUCUCACAAGAGAGAAGACUACC
Ahaetulla prasina is the source of this 3627-nucleotide messenger RNA. RefSeq names its product caspase recruitment domain family member 14 (gene CARD14). The coding region runs from base 81 to 3134 and encodes 1017 amino acids. The transcript is spliced from 21 exons. The record is from RefSeq and is a predicted model, not a curated record. Gene Ontology annotation, molecular function: protein binding. Gene Ontology annotation, biological process: regulation of apoptotic process. NCBI's taxonomy places the organism in Eukaryota, Metazoa, Chordata, Lepidosauria, Squamata, Colubridae.